Danaus chrysippus (African queen) is the source of this 411-nucleotide messenger RNA. Lineage: Eukaryota; Metazoa; Arthropoda; Insecta; Lepidoptera; Nymphalidae. The record is from the annotation of a GenBank genome assembly.
UUGGCAGUAAGAGUAGAGAAAAAACGCGGGAAAUUGAAUAAAGGUCUACCAAAGUCUACGACGGUAGACUACAAUAGACGGUACGGUAGACUACAAACAAAUAGAAAGAUAUUGGAAGAAUUACAGCUUAAGAAACAGAUGUUAAUGAAACAAGGUGCCGUAGCUCCUUUGACUGCGACCACGAUAUCCCUUGCACAGCCUAGCCCUGUCAGCCAAUUGCCCAUGUGCUCUAUUCCACCGCUUUCUGCAACUGCUGGUUUCCCACAGCUACCAGAGGCUAAUAUUGUCAACACAAGUCACAGAGCCGCACUACAACACGCGAACGCAACAUCUUGGGGAUUUUUUGUCUCUCAAGAUUCGUCAUUUGGUGAUCAAAUACUCCCUGUAUUACCAACAUUUGAAAGCAAAUAG